AGGCCGCUGCGGACCAGCUGUGCCUAGGUUCCCUCAGAGCGCCCCCACGCUAUCUGAUGUCUGGAAGAAGGCGGCGGUGCCCGCAAGGGCUGGAGCCGCAGGAACGACUCCCAGUGUAGCGACUGCGCGCUCCACAAACUGCAGACGAAAAGCUCGGGAGGACCCAGCCUGGCACCGCAGAACUGCUGGUUUCUAGCCCAGAACAUCCAGGUGCUCCAAGUCGGGGACUCCAGCUUAGCCAGAGCCCCUGCUCUCCUUGGGCGCAACAACUCAGUGACGAUCUAUCGCAGGAAGAGCUCGAAACCAGACAACAUGUAAGCUGGCCACUCCCGCGGAGAUCCCGCUUUUGGGAGUCUAGAUGCCAAGCUCAGAAGCAGCGAGGACCUCAGGCCAGACGGUUGAAGCAGGGCCACUGAUGUGGAGCAGGCUCCCCCUUCCUGUUCCUUGAUCCUUCGCUAUCAGUGAUCAUAUCCUACAGUGACAUUGUGCCUGACCACAGCUGCCUGGAGACAAGAAUGACUGAGAGGUCCACCAGCAACUGGAGCCCAGGCAGCUGGGUGCUAGCACUGUGCCUAGCCUGGCUGUGGACACGUCUGGCCUCUGCUUCCUUGCAGCCUCCAACAUCCACAGUCCUAGUGAAGCAGGGCACCUGUGAGGUGAUUGCCGCACAUCGCUGCUGUAACCGCAACCGCAUCGAGGAGCGCUCCCAGACGGUCAAAUGCUCUUGCCUUUCUGGCCAGGUGGCUGGCACGACAAGAGCAAAGCCCUCCUGUGUGGAUGCCUCCAUUGUCCUGCAGAAGUGGUGGUGUCAGAUGGAGCCCUGCUUGCCGGGGGAGGAGUGUAAGGUGCUCCCGGACCUGUCAGGGUGGAGCUGCAGCCGCGGACACAAGGUCAAAACCACCAAGGUCACACGGUAACUCUCGGAGGUCAAGGCUGAGGCCUUGACUCAGCUUGGGACUGAAGAAUGGCCUCCGGUCACCAGACAGCAGAUAGGAGGACUCACUCACCCGGACACGUGUCCUUGUCAAAUGUAACAUAAAUCUGUCAGGGCCCUGUUAAUCACACUGUUCAGCAGAAAUGCUUGGAUCUUCA
Messenger RNA from Rattus rattus (black rat), 1092 nucleotides. It is a transcript of the gene Tafa3, whose product is annotated as TAFA chemokine like family member 3. Gene Ontology annotation, molecular function: receptor ligand activity. The coding region runs from base 516 to 917 and encodes 133 amino acids. The record is from RefSeq and is a predicted model, not a curated record. Gene Ontology annotation, biological process: neuroblast differentiation; positive regulation of microglial cell activation; regulation of neuroblast proliferation. Lineage: Eukaryota; Metazoa; Chordata; Mammalia; Rodentia; Muridae. The transcript is spliced from 6 exons.